Molecule: messenger RNA, 1944 nt
Organism: Saprolegnia diclina VS20
Lineage: Eukaryota; Oomycota; Saprolegniomycetes; Saprolegniales; Saprolegniaceae
Exons: 1
Coding region: 1-1944 (647 amino acids)
Molecular function (GO): protein binding
Source: RefSeq, a predicted model, not a curated record
AUGGCCGCCGUCAACGUGCUCGUAUCGCCGGACCUUCUCGGUGGCAUCCUUGCCUACCAAGACGGACUACCAUUAGCCCUCUUGGACCUUUGCCGUCUUGUCGAUACCAUUCGACUCGUGCCGAGCAGUCGCCUCGCCCAUAAAUCGCCCAACAGCGUCCUCACCAACGUACCAGCUCGCUUUGCACGCUUGCCGUACUUGUCUCUCUACCCACAGCCCACGACGACGCUCGCGACUGACGCUCUAUUUGUGGCGCCUCACGUCAUCGACCCGGCGCUGCCGCUGCACCUCUCGGUAGUCGAAGGCAGCCUCUCGCACGUGCGUCAGUGGCUCGCAUCGGCACCGCACUUGUGCACGUCCGGUACGCUCGAGCUCGCGGCCGCAGCGUCCCAAGAGCCCGUGUUGCGGCUUUUGCUUCGCAGCUUUCCCCAUUUACGGACUCACAAGGUCAUGGACCUUGUGGCCAUGUCGGGCGAUCUGCCACUGUUACGAUACCUCGACGAGCGCGGCGCCGCCUGCUCGACUGCCGCCAUGAACGGCGCUGCCAUGCACGGUCAUCUCGAAGUCGUUCGGUUUCUUCACGCUGCCCGAAGCGAAGGAUGUACGGCGGCGGCAGCGACGGCAGCUCUCGUGCACGGCCACGCCGACGUGCUUCAAUUCCUGCUUGCGCAUCGCACGGAAGGUGUCAACCCGGAUUUGACGUACUCGGUCCCGUUCCACGGGCGUGUCCGUACUCGCCGUGUGGUCGGCACGGAGUUUCUAGUGGCGGUUCAGUUAGCGACAGCCAUCCCGCCCCACCGCGCUGGUGAAGAGACGGGAUCGCAGCUUGCGGUCCCCAUCAAGGUUCACGUCUCCCAGCCGAUAUUAAACAUGGCGAUCGCGCGCCAAGAUGCGGCGGUGCUUUGCUUUGCGCUGGAUGCGCUCGAAGAUGUGGCAUGGCUCCCACAGGACGAUGUGCCCGGCGUCGACGAGUGCGACCGCUGGAAGGCCUCGCUCGACCUCGCAGCGUUUUACGGGGACCUGUUCACGGUACAGCGCCUUUACAAACGAAGUCGGGCGUCCGAGCGCGCUAUGGUCUACGCUAGCUACCGUGGACAUCUGCACGUGCUUGAGUGUCUAGCCGAGCAAAAGUGCUUGAAUGAUGCGUGGCCGCAAGAUGCGCUAGUUCUCGCGGCGGCGCAAGGACACUUGCAUAUCGUCCAAUGGCUCGUCACGCACGGAUAUGGCCUCGGCAGUUGCGACGCCGCACUGACGACGGCGGCCUACCGUGGCGACGUGGCGCUUGUUACCUGUCUGGCACCACUGGUACCUCCGUCAGACGACAAGGACGCACCGCUCGCGUAUGUCACCACGUCGCUUCCGCCGCACGAUGACCGUCUCGACAAGCGCGGCGACUAUGUCACGGGAUGUGCCGCCGACGCCGCAGCCGCCCAAGGCCACCUGGACGUGGUUCAUCUGCUGCAAACGUUUGGUCAUGCAGUCUCGCAGCGCGCGCUGCUCUACGCGAUCGAGAAUGGCCACGGGAGCGUCGUUGAGCACCUCACAAAAAACGACAGGACGUUCCAGUGCGAUGUCAAGACCCUCGUUCGCGCUCUACAGCGUGGCCAGAGACGCGUGGUUGCAUUCGUCCUGAGACAGAGCGACGUGUCUACGCUGCGUCCGACGGAAGAAGACGUAUACCGCUUGUACAUUGCGGCGGCGUCCUCAGGUGACCUUGCGCUGCUGCAAUUGAUUGGCGACACGUACCGUCGACCGAUGACGUCAGCGCUUCCACUGCGCGUGCAAGAACGCAUGCUCGUGAGCGCUGCGACAUAUGGACGCCUGAAUGCGGUCCAGUGGCUUCACGAGAUCUUUGGGUUCGUAGCCGUCGCCAGCCUUCGUGCGGUAGCCGACCGCUUGGGGCACAAGGCGAUGCACCGGUACCUUGCUGUGAUUCAACCCUAG